Messenger RNA from Varanus komodoensis (Komodo dragon), 3168 nucleotides. RefSeq names its product Holliday junction recognition protein (gene HJURP). Gene Ontology annotation, cellular component: chromosome, centromeric region. The record is from RefSeq and is a predicted model, not a curated record. The coding region runs from base 62 to 2449 and encodes 795 amino acids. Gene Ontology annotation, biological process: CENP-A containing chromatin assembly. The transcript has 13 exons. Gene Ontology annotation, molecular function: histone binding. Lineage: Eukaryota; Metazoa; Chordata; Lepidosauria; Squamata; Varanidae.
AAAUCGAUGAGCGGGAUGGGGAGCCCGAGGCGGUGAGGAGGCAGGCGGCGAACCCCACCCCAUGGACCCCCGAGGCGGUCGCGGCUCCGGUGCCAUGGAGCGGCGCCUGAAGCUUAGCAGCCGCCGCUUCGCCGCUGCCAUGAGCAGCAUUAUGGAGAAGUACAACUUUUCCUUUGAUGAAGAUAGGAUUGUUUCCAUUAAAUCAUUAACUUAUAAUACACCAGAUGGGCCAAAGGUUUGGGGAGAAGAGACAAGCACUGAAAUUAUAGAUAGAUCUCACCAGAGUACUGUACAAUGUCAAGAAGAAACAGAAACAUCAUGGCAGCAGUUCUCUGCUUCUGAAAAUGGGAACUAUACAUAUAAUCAGAUGACAUUUGAGGAAGAAUCAUUCAUGAAUUCGUAUGGAGUGAGUCAACUUGAUACAGAUCACCAGGAGAAUACUGAGGUGGUAUUUGUUAAAAGACAUUUGGAAAAUAUCCAUCUUGAGGAAAAUAUUCCUCUUGAAAGCUGUUCUGGAACACCUGUGAAAAGUAAAUGCAGUGUUGAAAUGGAUAUGCUACUGGAGGAGGAUGUGAGCUCUGUUCCAUCAGAACUUACGGUUAAAAGAACACAAACAAAGAAUGUUCACCAGAGGUCACCUUUGCAAGAGCUGGAAGAUAACUCUUUAACUGAUCAACAAGACAGUGUAUUGACAAAGCAAGCACAAUCUACAGACUGGCAUCCUUCAUCAGUAUCUGUGCUGCCUUCCAACUCCGUUGUUCCAAGUUCAUCAGAUGAGACAAGUGUACCUAGAAAUCAGUCCCUUUGGAGUAAUAAUGAAACUGGACACAAUAGUUUUCUGGAAAUGUAUGAGUCUGCAGAUGAGCAUUGUUCUUGGAAUAAUGUCACAAUAGCAGACCUGUAUCCAGGAAUGGUAAAGACACUCAGUAAAUUGUUGCAUAAAGCUUCUGGUUCAUUAAUAAAAUGGUACAAAUAUGGAUAUUGGCACCGUAGGAAAACAAAGUUUAAUACUAGUACAGAGAGAAUAAGGAAGUCCAGGCCAUUAAAAUUGAAGUCUAGCUUAACAGUUAGAGAAAGUGAUGGGCAGAGGCAUACAUUGCCCACAGUAAAUAAUGGAAGUAAGUCUCCUUUUGAUAAUAACACACAUCACAUCCAUUGUUCAGGAAACAAUGUAUCUACAGUAGUAUCUUCAAGAUGCCAUAAUGUAGAUACAAUGGAUAUAGACUGUUCUGGCAUUGUAGAAGAUUAUUCAUACAGAGAAAGAGUUCAACAAGAUGACCCUGAGACUGCCCUGUAUAGUAGUGAUCUUUGUAAAGAAGAAACUUUCCUGGUCAAAGGUCCACAGUGUAUCACUUCACGUUCAGACUGUGUAAUGAAAGGUAAAACCUUGGAACAAUAUCCUACAACGUACAUUGUGGAUUCAGGCACAACAUUUAAUCUAGCAACAGAAAGUAAAACAAGGGAAACGACCACUACAACAAUCAAGCUUGCAUCAUGUUUAAGCUCAUCCUUAAGUAACAGCACAAAUUCUUACUUGCAAAAUAGCAAGACUGUUCUGGCAAAAAUCUCAAAUGGAUUACCAGAAAAUCAUGAAAUUAAAAUGUUUAAAGGAGCUAUUUCACGGCAGCGGAGUCAUUCAUUUUCAUCAUUUUCUGUUAAUCGAAGUCCCAUCAAAGUUCAGCAAAAAUGUGAAGAUGCAUUUGAAAAAGUCUACAAUGAACUGUGUUCUCCAAAGUUGAAGAAACCAUUUAAGAUUUCAAAUACAUGUGCAAGCCCUAAGAAGUCUGCAGACUUUCAUAGAUCUGGUUUUAAUAGUCUUUCUUCUUCAAAAUUUCAUCAGAUAACUAACAGUACCAUUGAAUGCAUAUAUCAGAAAUUGUGUUCUGAAGGGUUUCCAAAAAUCCCUCCAUUUCUGAGAGCAGCAAACUUAAAAAAAUAUGAAGGAAUCCAAAUGUCUGAAACUGUAAAUGCCUUAGUUAAUUCUCCCAUUAGAACUUUACCUGCAGUUGCCAGAAUUAAAAGAGCAGCAAACUUCUGCAAUGAAGACUGUCGAUCUUCACCCAUAAAAAGAUUAAAAAAUAUAUCUGAGAACUCUUCUCAUAGAAUAAGUGAGAAGGUACCUUACUGGAAAAACAUUAAUGUUCAGAAGACUGACAUGACUUUCACACUGUACAGUACUAACAAAAACAAAUGGACCUCACAUGGGGAUUCUGGAUUUUGCAUUUCUUCAAACCACCACUUUCUGGCUACUGCAAGCACUGAUAUGAACGAAUCUAGGAUUGUAGAGACCUGGGAAAGUUUUCAUCCAUGUUUUCAGAAAUGUGACUCUCUAAGAAAGUCACAGAAGCAUACAGUUGGUGUUUCCAGGAAGCUGAGCUAUAAUGAUGGGAGAGCUGAAUAUAAAAAUGCUUAUGUGAAAGAAUCCAUGUGUAAAAAUUAUGAACAAUAAUUUCUGGAAGGGUAUGACUAUGGAGAGGAAAUAGAUCAUUUUUAAGGGAAAAGAUAUUUGGUUGGGUCCAAAAAUGUCUUUCCAUUUAUUAAAAGGACAAGGAUCCAAUGAAUCCAAUUGCAUUCCCAAAUUCAAUUCAUUCCAAUUUGGGAAUGAAACUAAGGGAAGACAGUUUUCACCAGUUCCCCUUAUCCCUAUAACCUACCAGCUCCACAUUUAAUAUAGAGGAGCAGAUUUUAGGAAGCUACAGAGCAAAUUGGGAGCUUAGCACUUUGUCCCACUAAUGUAACGCUGCUCAUGAGACUCCAAAUACAACCCACUGCAGUUCUGCUAUGCAAUUUGAGAGCUAUAUGCUUCAAGAAAUUGAGUAGACCUUGUCUCUAGAAUCCAGUUGGCUUAUUAAGAGAGAGAGCACUGUUGCUUGAAAACUCAUCAAGCUUGUGUCUCUUAUAGAAAAUACAUCUUUGGAGUUUUUGUGUGCACACAUAACUUCAGCUCUUUCUAAUGUAUUCUACUUGCCUAAUCAAGAUCUACUCUUAAUAUAUAAUGCUUUAACAGAUUUUUAGUGCAUUUGUGUACUGUUGAGUGGGCUUAUGCUUUAGGAAUGAGCAGAGCAUUAUUCCAUUGCUGAAAAUGUGAGAUUUAGAAAGCUGUAUCUUGUGUAUUGCAAAUUUGAUUUUAAUGUGUUAAUUGUGUGCGUUUAGUGCUUGAGAAUUCUA